This is a messenger RNA of Pan troglodytes (chimpanzee), 7543 nucleotides long. RefSeq names its product pecanex 1 (gene PCNX1). Bases 284 to 7324 code for a protein of 2346 amino acids. Gene Ontology annotation, cellular component: membrane. The transcript is spliced from 36 exons. The record is from RefSeq and is a predicted model, not a curated record. NCBI's taxonomy places the organism in Eukaryota, Metazoa, Chordata, Mammalia, Primates, Hominidae.
AGGAGACAAGAUGGCGGCGGCGCUCAGAAGGCCGGUCUCCUCCUCUCCGCCGUCCUCCGCCCCGCCGCUCGCCGCCUCCUCCUCUCGGGUCUCCUCCUCCUCGUUCGCUGCCUCCUCCUCCUCCUGCAGCAGCACCAGCGACCGCCGAAGCGCCGGCUCGCUCACCCGGAGCUCCGGAGGUGGAUAGACGGGGCAGCUGCAGGCUCCGGCGACCGAGGCCGAGCUGGGGCCGGGGCGGGGACGGCGGCGGCGGCGGCGGCGACGGCGGCGGCGCCGGGUGGGGAUGGGGUCGCAGACGCUGCAGAUCCUCCGACAGGGGGUGUGGGCCGCGCUCAGCGGGGGCUGGUACUACGACCCGCACCAGGCCACCUUCGUGAACGCGCUGCACCUCUACCUGUGGCUCUUUCUGCUGGGCCUGCCCUUCACCCUCUACAUGGCCCUUCCUUCUACCAUGAUUAUAGUAGCAGUUUAUUGUCCUGUGAUAGCUGCUGUUUUCAUUGUUCUGAAGAUGGUCAACUAUCGACUACACAGAGCACUUGAUGCUGGAGAAGUUGUAGAUAGGACUGCAAAUGAGUUCACGGAUCAGCGAACCAAAGCUGAACAAGGCAACUGUUCAACCAGGAGAAAAGACAGCAAUGGACCGAGUGAUCCUGGUGGAGGGAUUGAAAUGUCUGAGUUCAUCCGAGAGGCCACACCCCCAGUUGGUUGCAGUUCCAGAAAUUCUUAUGCCGGUCUAGAUCCAAGCAACCAGAUUGGAUCUGGUUCCUCGCGUCUUGGAACAGCAGCAACUAUUAAAGGAGAUACAGACACUGCUAAGACUUCUGAUGAUAUCAGUUUAAGUCUGGGCCAAAGUUCUAGUCUUUGUAAGGAAGGAAGUGAAGAACAAGAUUUGGCAGCUGAUCGGAAGCUCUUUCGUCUUGUCUCCAAUGACUCCUUCAUCUCUAUUCAGCCUUCCUUAUCCUCUUGUGGACAGGACUUGCCAAGGGACUUCAGUGACAAAGUGAACCUGCCAAAUCAUAACCACCACCACCAUGUUGAUCAGUCUCUGUCCAGCGCCUGUGACACAGAAGUAGCUUCUCUUGUACCUUUACACUCACACUCUUAUAGAAAAGACCACCGGCCGCGAGGUGUACCACGGACUUCUAGCUCUGCUGUGGCUUUUCCAGACACUUCACUGAAUGAUUUUCCCCUUUAUCAGCAAAGACGUGGAUUAGAUCCAGUUAGUGAGUUAGAAUCUUCCAAGCCUCUUUCUGGAUCCAAAGAAUCCUUGGUGGAAAAUUCUGGUUUAUCUGGGGAAUUUCAGCUUGCUGGUGACUUGAAAAUCAAUACUUCUCAGCCACCCACAAAAAGUGGGAAGAGCAAACCUUUGAAAGCAGACAAAAGCAUGGACAGCUUGAGGAGCCUGAGCACACGGAGUAGUGGGUCAACAGAAAGCUACUGCAGUGGAACGGACCGGGACACUAACAGUACUGUCAGCAGCUAUAAAAGCGAGCAGACCAGCUCAACUCACGUAGAGAGCAUCCUGUCAGAGCAUGAGGAGUCUCCUAAAGCAGGAACAAAAAGUGGGAGGAAGAAAGAGUGCUGUGCAGGCCCAGAGGAGAAGAAUAGCUGUGCCAGUGACAAAAGGACUAGCAGUGAAAAGAUUGCUAUGGAAGCGAGUACCAACAGUGGGGUUCACGAGGCCAAGGACCCCACCCCCUCUGAUGAGAUGCACAACCAGAGAGGUCUCAGCACCUUUGCAUCUGAAGAAGCCAAUAAAAAUCCCCAUGCAAACGAAUUUACUUCCCAAGGGGACAGACCACCUGGGAACACUGCAGAAAACAAAGAAGAGAAGAGUGAUAAGUCAGCUGUUGCUGUGGAUUCCAAAGUGCGUAAAGAUGUUGGUGGAAAGCAAAAGGAAGGGGAUGUUCGACCUAAAUCUUCUAGCGUAAUCCAUCGGACAGCUUCUGCCCACAAGUCAGGCAGGAGACGCACAGGAAAAAAACGGGCUAGCAGUUUUGAUUCAAGCCGGCAUAGGGACUAUGUUUGCUUUCGAGGUGUUUCUGGUACCAAGCCACACAGUGCUAUAUUUUGUCAUGACGAAGACUCUAGUGAUCAAAGUGACUUGAGUAGAGCAUCAAGUGUUCAGUCUGCUCACCAGUUCAGCAGUGAUAGCUCUUCUAGCACCGCUUCUCAUUCCUGUCAGUCUCCUGAGGGCAGAUACAGUGCUCUAAGGACCAAACACACUCAUAAAGAAAGGGGCACAGACUCUGAACACACGCACAAAGCUCAUUUGGUGCCUGAAGGAACCAGCAAAAAGCGUGCAACACGACGGACUUCUAGCACAAAUAGUGCCAAGACUCGUGCCCGAGUGUUGAGCCUGGACAGUGGCACAGUAGCAUGUUUGAAUGACUCAAACAGGUUAAUGGCACCUGAAAGUAUAAAGCCCUUAACCACUUCAAAAUCAGAUCUUGAGGCCAAAGAGGGAGAGGUGCUAGAUGAGCUAUCUUUAUUAGGACGGGCUUCCCAGUUAGAGACAGUCACUCGAUCUAGGAAUAGCUUGCCAAACCAGGUUGCAUUUCCUGAAGGGGAAGAGCAAGAUGCAGUCAGUGGAGUCUGUCUUGAUGCAGCAGCACAAGCCAGCGAGGAGGCAGUGUCAUUUCGCCGUGAACGCAGCACAUUUAGGCGCCAGGCAGUACGGCGCCGGCACAAUGCAGGGAGUAACCCUACCCCUCCUACAUUGCUCAUCGGAUCACCCCUAAGCCUUCAAGAUGGUCAGCAAGGCCAGCAGUCCACAGCCCAGGUCAAAGUCCAGUCCCGCCCCCCUUCCCAGGCUGCAAUGCUCAGUGCUAGUGCCUCCUUGCUGGUGAGAAAUGGGAGUGUCCACUUAGAAGCAUCACAUGACAAUGCAUCUGCUGUAGGCGGUAGCAGUUUGCACGAUGAACUUGGUAAGUUCUCUUCUACGCUGUAUGAGACUGGUGGCUGUGAUAUGUCACUUGUGAAUUUUGAACCAGCAGCAAGAAGAGCAUCCAAUAUCUGUGACACAGAUUCUCAUGUAUCCAGUUCUACCUCAGUUCGAUUUUAUCCACAUGAUGUGCUCUCUCUCCCACAGAUUCGAUUGAAUAGACUAUUGACCAUUGAUACAGAUUUGUUGGAGCAACAGGACAUUGAUCUAAGCCCUGACUUGGCAGCUACUUACGGCCCAACAGAAGAAGCUGCCCAAAAGGUUAAACACUAUUAUCGCUUUUGGAUCCUACCCCAGCUGUGGAUCGGCAUUAACUUUGACAGACUCACACUUUUGGCCCUGUUUGAUAGAAAUCGUGAGAUCCUGGAAAAUGUGUUAGCUGUCAUCCUGGCUAUUCUCGUGGCCUUUUUGGGAUCUAUUCUUCUCAUACAAGGAUUCUUCAGAGAUAUCUGGGUCUUCCAGUUCUGCCUCGUCAUAGCCAGCUGUCAAUACUCACUGCUUAAGAGUGUUCAACCAGAUUCUUCUUCUCCCAGACAUGGUCAUAAUCGUAUCAUUGCCUACAGUAGACCAGUUUAUUUCUGCAUAUGUUGCGGUCUUAUUUGGCUCUUGGAUUAUGGUAGCAGAAACCUGACUGCAACCAAGUUCAAAUUAUAUGGAAUAACUUUCACCAAUCCACUGGUGUUUAUAUCAGCCAGGGAUUUAGUUAUAGUGUUUACACUCUGUUUCCCAAUAGUGUUUUUCAUUGGUCUCCUGCCUCAGGUGAAUACAUUUGUAAUGUACCUUUGUGAACAAUUGGAUAUUCAUAUUUUUGGUGGUAAUGCCACUACAAGCCUGCUUGCAGCACUUUACAGUUUUAUCUGUAGCAUUGUUGCAGUAGCCUUAUUGUAUGGAUUAUGUUAUGGGGCUUUAAAGGAUUCUUGGGAUGGCCAGCAUAUUCCAGUACUUUUCUCCAUUUUUUGUGGUUUAUUAGUGGCAGUGUCUUACCAUCUCAGCCGACAAAGCAGUGAUCCAUCUGUACUUUUCUCUUUAGUGCAAUCCAAGAUUUUUCCAAAAACGGAAGAGAAAAAUCCAGAAGACCCUCUAUCUGAAGUAAAAGAUCCACUGCCUGAAAAACUUAGAAAUUCUGUUAGUGAGCGAUUACAGUCUGACCUGGUAGUAUGCAUUGUAAUUGGUGUGCUGUAUUUUGCUAUUCAUGUAAGCACAGUCUUCACAGUAUUGCAGCCUGCCCUCAAGUAUGUGUUGUAUACAUUGGUUGGCUUUGUGGGUUUUGUAACCCAUUAUGUGCUGCCUCAAGUUAGAAAACAGCUACCAUGGCACUGUUUCUCUCAUCCUCUGCUAAAGACACUAGAGUAUAAUCAGUAUGAAGUUCGAAAUGCAGCCACUAUGAUGUGGUUUGAGAAACUUCAUGUGUGGCUUCUUUUUGUGGAGAAGAAUAUAAUCUAUCCAUUGAUUGUUCUCAAUGAACUGAGCAGCAGUGCAGAGACAAUUGCUAGUCCAAAGAAACUGAAUACAGAAUUAGGUGCUUUAAUGAUCACCGUUGCUGGUUUGAAGUUGCUACGAUCCUCCUUUAGCAGCCCUACAUAUCAGUAUGUUACAGUCAUCUUUACUGUGCUGUUUUUCAAAUUUGACUAUGAAGCUUUUUCAGAGACCAUGCUGUUGGAUCUCUUCUUUAUGUCCAUACUCUUCAGCAAGCUUUGGGAACUACUUUAUAAAUUGCAGUUUGUGUAUACCUAUAUUGCCCCGUGGCAGAUCACAUGGGGUUCUGCUUUCCAUGCUUUUGCUCAGCCUUUUGCAGUGCCUCAUUCAGCCAUGCUGUUUAUUCAGGCUGCUGUCUCGGCCUUCUUCUCUACUCCACUGAACCCCUUUCUGGGAAGUGCAAUAUUCAUCACUUCAUAUGUCCGACCUGUGAAAUUCUGGGAGAGAGACUAUAACACAAAACGAGUGGAUCAUUCAAAUACCAGAUUGGCUUCCCAGCUUGAUAGAAAUCCAGGAUCAGAUGACAACAAUCUGAAUUCCAUCUUUUAUGAGCAUUUAACUAGAUCCCUACAACACAGCCUCUGUGGUGAUUUGCUACUAGGACGGUGGGGAAACUACAGUACAGGGGACUGUUUCAUCCUUGCCUCUGACUAUCUCAAUGCAUUAGUACACCUUAUAGAGAUAGGCAAUGGUCUGGUCACUUUUCAGCUGCGGGGACUUGAAUUCAGAGGUACCUACUGUCAACAACGGGAAGUGGAGGCCAUUACUGAAGGUGUAGAGGAAGAUGAAGGAUUUUGCUGUUGUGAACCUGGCCAUAUUCCUCACAUGCUUUCAUUUAAUGCUGCAUUUAGCCAGCGAUGGCUAGCUUGGGAAGUGAUAGUCACAAAGUACAUUCUGGAGGGUUAUAGCAUCACUGAUAAUAGUGCUGCUUCUAUGCUUCAAGUCUUUGAUCUUCGGAAAGUACUCACCACUUACUAUGUCAAGGGUAUCAUUUAUUAUGUUACGACCUCGUCUAAGCUAGAGGAGUGGCUAGCUAAUGAGACAAUGCAGGAAGGACUUCGUCUGUGUGCUGAUCGCAAUUAUGUCGAUGUGGACCCGACCUUUAAUCCAAACAUUGAUGAAGACUAUGACCACCGACUGGCAGGCAUAUCUAGGGAGAGUUUCUGUGUGAUUUACCUCAACUGGAUAGAGUACUGCUCUUCCCGAAGAGCAAAGCCUGUGGAUGUGGACAAAGAUUCAUCCCUAGUGACUCUCUGUUAUGGACUCUGUGUUCUGGGACGGAGAGCUUUGGGGACUGCAUCCCAUCAUAUGUCCAGUAAUUUAGAGUCAUUCCUCUAUGGAUUGCAUGCCCUAUUUAAAGGAGAUUUCCGUAUUUCUUCAAUUCGAGAUGAAUGGAUCUUUGCUGACAUGGAAUUGCUAAGAAAAGUAGUAGUCCCUGGGAUCCGUAUGUCCAUUAAACUUCAUCAGGAUCAUUUUACUUCUCCAGAUGAAUAUGAUGACCCUACUGUGCUCUAUGAAGCCAUAGUAUCUCAUGAGAAGAACCUCGUAAUAGCCCAUGAAGGGGACCCUGCAUGGCGGAGUGCAGUACUUGCCAACUCUCCCUCCUUGCUUGCUCUGCGGCAUGUCAUGGAUGAUGGCACCAAUGAAUAUAAAAUCAUCAUGCUCAACAGACGCUACCUGAGCUUCAGGGUCAUUAAAGUGAAUAAGGAAUGUGUCCGAGGUCUUUGGGCAGGGCAACAGCAGGAGCUUGUUUUUCUACGUAACCGUAACCCAGAGAGAGGUAGCAUCCAAAAUGCAAAGCAAGCCCUGAGAAACAUGAUAAACUCAUCUUGUGAUCAACCUAUUGGCUACCCAAUCUUUGUCUCACCCCUGACAACUUCUUACUCUGACAGCCACGAACAGCUUAAAGACAUUCUUGGGGGUCCUAUCAGCUUGGGAAAUAUCAGGAACUUCAUAGUGUCAACCUGGCACAGGCUUAGGAAAGGUUGCGGAGCUGGAUGUAACAGUGGUGGCAAUAUUGAAGAUUCUGAUACUGGAGGUGGGACUUCCUGCACUGGUAACAAUGCAACAACUGCCAACAAUCCCCACAGCAACGUGACCCAGGGAAGCAUUGGAAAUCCUGGGCAGGGAUCAGGAACUGGACUCCACCCACCUGUCACAUCUUAUCCUCCAACACUAGGCACUAGCCACAGCUCUCACUCUGUGCAGUCGGGCCUGGUCAGACAGUCUCCUGCCCGGGCCUCAGUAGCCAGCCAGUCUUCCUACUGCUAUAGCAGCCGGCAUUCAUCCCUCCGGAUGUCCACCACUGGGUUUGUGCCUUGUCGGCGCUCUUCUACUAGUCAGAUAUCGCUUCGAAACUUGCCAUCAUCCAUCCAAUCCCGACUGUCGAUGGUGAACCAAAUGGAACCCUCAGGUCAGAGCGGCCUGGCCUGUGUGCAGCACGGCCUGCCUUCCUCCAGCAGCUCCAGCCAAAGCAUCCCAGCCUGCAAACAUCACACUCUCGUGGGCUUUCUUGCGACAGAGGGAGGUCAGAGCAGUGCCACUGAUGCACAGCCAGGCAACACCUUAAGUCCUGCCAACAAUUCACACUCCAGAAAGGCAGAAGUGAUUUACAGAGUCCAAAUUGUGGAUCCCAGUCAAAUUCUGGAAGGGAUCAACCUGUCUAAAAGGAAAGAGCUACAGUGGCCUGAUGAAGGAAUCCGGUUAAAAGCUGGGAGAAAUAGCUGGAAAGACUGGAGUCCGCAGGAGGGCAUGGAAGGCCAUGUGAUUCACCGAUGGGUGCCUUGCAGCAGAGAUCCAGGUACUAGAUCCCACAUCGACAAGGCAGUGCUUCUGGUCCAGAUUGAUGAUAAAUAUGUGACUGUAAUUGAAACUGGGGUACUAGAACUUGGGGCUGAAGUGUGAGCCAGUGUUUAUUAUAAAGACAUUUCUUUUUCCCUCUCAAUUCCAAGGCAUUGGAAAAAGAGAGGAACGAGCAGAAGAUGCCUGCAGGUAUCACUUUGAUCCUAUGUGGGAGCGACUGAAAAUAGAAUGAGCUUGGUUAAGCACCUCUCCUUUGCCCUUCACCCUGACUCCUGUCACUGUCUCCAUCCCCAAAUAAAGCUGAAAUAUUUUUUUAAGUUA